Molecule: messenger RNA, 1305 nt
Organism: Linnemannia hyalina
Lineage: Eukaryota; Fungi; Mortierellomycota; Mortierellomycetes; Mortierellales; Mortierellaceae
Source: the annotation of a GenBank genome assembly
AUGUCAACGCUCCAGUUCUCGACACGCGCACAGGCAAUGGGCUUCUUGAUCAACCUCCUCCAAAGUUUCCAGCAGGAGCCCUGUGAAUGCGACCUGGUUCAGGGAUGUUUCUGUUCGCCCGAGGGUGUCGAGGAUCAUUCGGGGUUAGCGCCAUGCUAUGUUUGUGGCGAAUGGUACGCCGAGGAAGUAUAUUGCAGUGGCGAUGAAGGAGGUUCAUCUUCGUACAGGAAGGUCGAUGGGCGCAGUUGGCAUGAACGCGGCGGUGCAUCUUUGAGACAUCAGGUUGCAGAGAGGCGCGUUCAGCAAUGGUUGGAUCAGGUCGUUGUUCCUGUCGCGUCUGCUGCCACCUGGCCUUCUUCGCCAUACUACCACCAACAACAGCAACAACAACAGCAACCUCAUCAACCUCAUCAUUACCAGCAGGAACAACAACAGGAUGAGAAGAAGGAACAGCAGACUCAGCAGCAGUCAGCAGUCAUCCGAUCGCGCCCCGGCCGAUCUGCAUCCUGCCCCUCGACGUUUUCGAUCCCCGAGGAAAUCAUGGACCCCACCAUUCGUCGUACCCCCGGAUUCUGCAUCAAACGCAGAGACACCAUUGCCACCGAACGCCCUGCAUCUCUUCCUUUCUCUCCUACAGUCGAGCAAGUCCCUGCUACUUCGUACUCUGCUCCCUCGUCUGCCUCGUCGACUUUGACUAACAGCAAGUCGACCCCCUUCCGAUUCAGUUUCACGUCCGAGAGGUUUAACGCUGCCGUCCAGGAGUCCUUGAGCCGUCGAUCAUCCACUAUUACUACCACUACUUCUACUUCCAGUACUGCCGUCGUCCCGCAACAACAAUUGCCCUCAUCCAACAUCAACACCAACAUCAACAACAGUAACACCAUGGACAAUCAGGCUGAAGCAGUGGCGGAACAACAAACUGAGGCUGAGCUAGGAAUGGAAGCAGAGACAGAGGCGGAGGCAGUGAGAGUGGCAGAGACCGAGACCGCAUCGACUUCAGCCCAGACAACAUCUUCUUCCUUUGUUUCUUCCCCUUCCUUUACUUCUUCCCGACGGUCUCCCCCCUCUUCUUCGACAGCAGCGGGAAAGAUCAACCAUCGUGACCAAUGCGGAGUCGUGAAGGAGCCAUCUACCGCUGCUUCCUCCAUUGUGGCGCAACAACCUUCUUCCACUUUGUCGUCAUCGGCUUCCAUGGCACUCCUCCUCUUCCUCAGGCACAGCAACGGCAAGAAGCAGGAAGAGGCAGAGCGCGAAGAAAAGGGCAUGGUCAUGUUCGACAACUGGCACAGUCGCACAUUCUCGUAA